Molecule: messenger RNA, 1373 nt
Organism: Dryobates pubescens (Downy woodpecker)
Lineage: Eukaryota; Metazoa; Chordata; Aves; Piciformes; Picidae
Product: urotensin-2 receptor
Exons: 2
Coding region: 113-1210 (365 amino acids)
Biological process (GO): regulation of blood pressure; blood vessel diameter maintenance; neuropeptide signaling pathway
Cellular component (GO): membrane
Molecular function (GO): urotensin II receptor activity
Source: RefSeq, a predicted model, not a curated record
CCCCGGCAGGCGGCCCGGUACCGCCCUGCAUCCCGCGGGGGGCGGAGCGGCCGCCGGUGGGGCCAGGAGCCGCGGGGCCGGGUGCGAGGCUGAGGGGCCGCCGCCGCCGCCCAUGGAGCCCAACGGGACGGCGGCGGCGGGGGGCAACGUUUCGGCGGCGGCGGGCGGCGGUGGUUCCCCCGGGAGCGGGCCCUUGCUCAUCCCCUCGGCCUUCGGGACGGUGCUAUCGGUGAUGUACGUGGCCGGGGUGGCGGGUAACGUGUACACGCUGGUGGUGAUGUGCCACUCGGCGCGCUGCGCCGCCCCCAUGUACAGCUCCAUCGUCAGCCUGGCCUUGGCCGACCUGCUCUACCUCUCCACCAUCCCCUUCAUCGUCUGCACCUACCUGGCCCAGGACUGGUACUUCGGGGACCUGGGCUGCCGCAUCCUGCUCAGCCUGGACCUGCUCACCAUGCACGCCAGCAUCUUCACCCUCACCCUCAUGUGCACCGAACGCUACCUGGCCGUCACCCGGCCCUUGGACACCCUGAAGCGGUCGCGAGGCUACCGGAAGGUCACGGCGGGGGCCGUCUGGUCAGUCUCGCUGCUCCUUACUCUGCCCAUGAUGCUGAUGGUCACCCUCACCGAGGGAAGCAAGGCAGAAGGCAAGGUGAAGAGGAUAUGUGCGCCCACCUGGAGCAUGGACGCCUACCGGACCUACCUGACAGUGCUCUUCAGCACCAGCAUCAUGGCCCCAGGAAUCAUCAUUGGCUUCCUCUACACGCGCCUGGCCAGGACCUAUCUGGAGUCCCAGAGGAACCCCCCACACAAGGAGAAGAGCAAGAGGUCUCCCCGCCAGAAGGUCCUCAUCAUGAUUUUCAGUAUUGUGUUGGUCUUCUGGGCCUGCUUCCUGCCAUUUUGGAUCUGGCAGCUGGUCCGACUCUACAGCAACUCCCUGCAGCUCACCACCCAAACCCAAAAGUGCAUUAACUAUCUGGUGACCUGCCUGACCUACAGCAACAGCUGCAUCAAUCCCUUCCUCUACACCCUGCUCACCAAAAACUACCGGGAGUACCUGCGCAACAGGCACCGCAACUUCUACAGGUUCACAUCCUCCUUUCGCAAGAGGGGCUCCAACCUGCAGUGCUCCUGGGGACGGUCUAUGUCCUCCAGCAACCAGUAUGACUACAGCUCAGAAGCCCUGGGCAUGGCCACGCUGAAGGACAAGUGAGGAAGAGGAGGUGCUCUGGAGACACCAGGUCCGGGAGCGUCUGGCCAAGGGCUUCUCUCACUCUGUUUGACCUCAUGUUCCAUCCCCAGAGGAGUUACACCAAGACUGGAUCCCCAAUGCCACGGUCUGGGUUGCAGGUGAAGGAGAUGGUGAUGGCAUAGCG